Messenger RNA from Cuculus canorus (common cuckoo), 1116 nucleotides. It is a transcript of the gene SHISA4, whose product is annotated as shisa family member 4. NCBI's taxonomy places the organism in Eukaryota, Metazoa, Chordata, Aves, Cuculiformes, Cuculidae. Bases 142 to 744 code for a protein of 200 amino acids. The transcript has 5 exons. The record is from RefSeq and is a predicted model, not a curated record.
CAGCACCAGGCUCCGCCGGCCCCGGGACUGCGGCUGCUCCGGGACUGCGACUGCGGCUGCUCCGGGGCUGCGGCUGCAGCGCCCCCGGGCUCGGAUCCCCCCCCGGGCUCCCGGCGCCCCCGGGCAGCGCUGAGCCCCGCGAUGGGGCCCGGCGGGAGCCGCUGGACCCUGGCUGGCACCGUGCUGGCGGCCGUGGCCACCGCGCUGGUGUCAGGGGACGAGGACUGCCUGUGGUACGUGGACAGGAACGGCUCCUGGCACCCCGGCUUUGACUGUGAGCUCUUCACCUUCUGCUGUGGCACGUGCUACCACCGGUACUGCUGCCGUGACCCGCUGCGCAUUCUCACCGAGCGCCAGCAGCGCCACUGCCUUGCCUUCAGCCCCAAGACCAUCGCUGGCAUUGCCUCGGCGGUGGUGCUCUUCAUCGCCAUCGUCACCACCGUUGUCUGCUGCUUCAUGUGCUCCUGCUGCUACCUGUACCAGCGCCGGCAGCACCUCCGCACCCCCCUGCAAGGCCCAGAGAUCCCUCUGUCCAGCUACCCCCCUGCCCCCCCGCCAGCCCCCUUCCCCAUGGACCCCAAAGCUGGCCCCGUGCCCCCCCAGCCCGGCUUCACCCCCAUGGCCAUGUACCCACCGCCCGCCCCCGCUGCCCAGUACCCGCUGUACCCCUCGGGGCCCCCCGUCUUCAACCCUACAGCGCCACCGCCCUACAUCCCGGCACAGCCCAGCUACCCCGGAGCCUGAGCCCCCGCGGGUGCCCCAGCACCCCCAGCAUGGCUGGGCUGGGGACCCUCGUCCCCCUACCGUGGGGACAGGAGGGGGCUCCGGCCAGGGCAGGAUCAGGCCCUUCCCAGCUGUCCCGGCGAUGACUUCGUGCCAGCAGCACAGAGCUGCUCUUGUCCUGCACACUGGGCCCUUUGUGGGUGCCUUCACGCCAGCGCUGGGUGCCAGCAGCCCUGUGGCACCCCUGGAGGGGGACGAUGCCCGGGGCGGGGUCCUGUACAUCCUUGCACCCCUGCACGCCCGUGUCUGGAUUCAUCCAUGGCUCUUUCCACCCCCACGCCCCGUGUUGGUAUUAAACCACAUCUUGUACCCCACACCCCAUGUUGUCUCAGU